This is a messenger RNA of Meleagris gallopavo (turkey), 1059 nucleotides long. The record is from RefSeq and is a predicted model, not a curated record. NCBI's taxonomy places the organism in Eukaryota, Metazoa, Chordata, Aves, Galliformes, Phasianidae.
AUGCCGAGUCGCUCCCAGAGCGCUGUAAUUCGUCCUUCUGUUGGUUUUAUAUUCGUUGAAAAAGAUUCCUCGAAGCGGUGUACUGUCAAUGUGGUGUACGAUAUAAGAGAAGGAGAUUCCAAUGAUUCUUUAAACAUUGCCCGAAGUGCAGCGUGCAAACGCAGAACCCGGUGCCCCGAGUUUUCCCCAACGAGCCCCGUCCUUUUCUCGUCUGCCCCGCACUCCGCGGUUCCGGGCGGGCAGCUCCGCUCUCGGGAGGUCCCCGACAGCCGGGGAUGGGGACAGCGUGCAUUGUUUACCCAGAACGAACACUUCGCCUCGAAGUUUUCCUUAUCUGGGGGCUUUGUCUUGCGCACAAAACCCCACGUUGACACCGAGGGCAGGGGCGGGAAGAGCGGCCUCGGGCCGAGCGCUCCCGCUGCGGGGCCGGAUGGGCAAGAGGAGAGCGCGACUGGGAAGGGCCGGGGCCGGCGGGACCCGAGAGGAGCGGCCCCGGGGGAGACGUGCAGGGCCGAAGAGGGUGAAAGCGGGGUCGGGGUGCGGGGGCUGCCCGGAGGCCCCGGUGCUAACGGCUGUGCUCUCCCUUUGCCACCCGUAGGGGAGAAGCCGUUCAAAUGUGAAUUCGAGGGCUGCGACAGACGCUUCGCCAACAGCAGCGACAGGAAGAAGCACUCUCACGUCCACACCAGCGACAAGCCCUACAACUGCAAAGUGAGAGGCUGCGACAAGUCCUACACCCACCCCAGCUCCCUGAGAAAACACAUGAAAGUGCACUGCAAAUCCCCUCCUCCCAGCUCCGGCUACGAGUCCUCCACGCCCUCCUUGGUGUCCCCCUCCUCGGACUCCGGCCGGGAUCCCCCCUUUUGUUUUGGGCAGAGGGAGUUUCAAAUGUUUGAUCUGAAUAACACUGACAUAUUUCAUGAGCAUUGCCAUCCAUGGACUCCGUGCGCUCGCAGAUACGGGGAGCUGCAAGUUCUGAAUCUCGGGAGGGAAAAAAGAGAAGAACCCCCGGUAUUGUUUCGGCCUGUACGGUUUGAGAUGUCAUUUGCAGAUCUGUGA